Molecule: messenger RNA, 780 nt
Organism: Arachis stenosperma
Lineage: Eukaryota; Viridiplantae; Streptophyta; Magnoliopsida; Fabales; Fabaceae
Exons: 2
Coding region: 1-780 (259 amino acids)
Molecular function (GO): zinc ion binding
Source: RefSeq, a predicted model, not a curated record
AUGGAGAAGUUGAAGACAGUUAACAAGGGUGCCUGGGAGUACCUCAACAAAUUUGAACCUGAGACAUGGGUGAAGGCUUACUUCUCCCAUGGUCCAAAAGUGGAUAACCUCACAAACAAUAUGUGUGAGGUUUUUAAUGCAAAAAUAAUUAACUACCGCUGCAAGGCUAUCCUCACCAUGUGUGAAGAGAUCAAAUGCUAUCUCAUGAGGCGGAUGGUAAAUCAUAAACGAGUCUUGGAGAAUCACUCAGGGAGGCUAACACCAGUUCAGGAAAAGAGAACGGAGAAGCUGUUAAACCUAAGUACCAAGUGGACGGCUGAAUGGGUUGGUGACAAUGAACGAAAGAGGUUUAAGGCUUCUCGGAAAGAAACUAAGGUAGAUGUGGACCUCAUUAGGCACAGUUGCUCAUGCAAUCGAUGGCAACUGACUGGCAUGCCCUGCUUACAUGCAUUUGCUGCCAUUAGGAAGAGACAUGACACACCUCAUGACUAUGUUCACCCUUGGCUAUGCAUGGAGUCCAUCAGGAGGACAUAUGCACACUGUAUUAAGCCUGUUCCAAGCCCAAAAUUUUGGGUUGGAACUGAGUUAUCGAAGCCAGACCCACCUAUUAUCAAAAGGCCAAUUGGACGGCCAAAGGUUCAUAAUAGGCAAAAGGAUCCGGCUGAGCCACUCAUGCAAGAAGGAAAACUAAAAAAGUCAUUCGUUAUAUCCUAUAGCAAGUGUGGUGAGAAGGGCCACAACUACAAAACAUGUAAGGGAGCCCCUUCCAACCCAAACUGA